GCUGGUGGUUAUCCAACCGCUUAGAAGGAAUGAGCAAGCCGACGACGGACGUAGUACUCGAAGUUGCCCCCACCGCGGCAAGCCUCGUCCUCGUGCGCGCGUACCUCGACAAGUGGAACCUCUCGUACAGUGCGUCGCUCUCGCUCGAUUCGCGCUUUAAGAACAUCGUCCACGCGGUGCUCGGAAAACCCACGCCGUCCACGCCGUGCCCCCUCGCCGUGGUCCAUAUUAAAUUUGCUCUGAGCGACGACCUCCGCGACGUCGCUAGCUACGAGAUUGAAGGCGAGCGCCACAUCUACAAGCUCAAAGACCACAUCCACUUUGACGAGCGCAUCUUGGACCGCAUUCUGCGCCGCAAGAUCGCCAUGAAGCAAGCCAACCUCGUCGACGUCAGCGACGAGUACACCCGCGCGCGCGUCGCACCGCCCAAGUACGACGACGAUGCGAAGCCAUCCAGCGACGACAAUGACGCCAAGGCCAAAGAGGUCGGUGACGAAAAAGCCAAGGACGACGACGAAGCGUUCGAGUCCCUAGACGACAUGGACGCCGUCGAAGCGCGCCUGCGCAAGCUCUUUCGCGAAGGCGACACCAACAACGACGGCCACCUCACGUACCUCGAGUUCCGCACGAUCCUCAAGAAAAUCCAGCGCAACAUGCGGAAGGAAGAGGUCGACUUGCUCUUCACCCAAGCCGACGUCGACGGCAACUGCCGCAUCGUCUACAACGAGUUCAUUUCGUUUGCGAUGGACGUGCUGCGGCGUCUCAGCGCCGGUCGCAAGUACCAGCACCGGUUUGAAGACUUGAAGGAGGACUACAAGGCGCUCCUCUCGGAAGAGCUCGAACCAACGGUCAAAGCCCUUCGCCAAGCCUUUGACGCCGCCGACUAUGUCCCACCCAACGCGAUGGGCCGCACGCGGGACUAUAAAUUGACGUACGACCUCUUCUUCAAGUGUCUCUCGAGCCCGCUCGCCAACCUCAGCCGCGAAGAGAUCAACAUGAUCAUGGCGCUUUCGCCCAUGGACGACGACGGCAAGUUCGAGUACGCCGGCUUUGAAAAGGUGCUCUACGAGGCCAUGUACCGUGUCUCGCAGGGUCAAAGCCUCGCGCUGGCCACCGACAUUGCUGCCUACUUGCGCGGCCAGUUUGAACACGCGCACGAAAUCUGGGCCUCGUCACUCGACGAAGAGGCGCCAGCGGGACGACUGCCCCGCCGUGUCUUGUUUGAGAGCCUCCACGGACUCAAGCGGCUCAUGCUGAACCGCAUCCAGUGCAUUGUCGUGAUUGGCCUCGCCGUCAUCGACGAAAUCGACGGCCUCGUCGACUACGAAGCGUUUGCAAAUCGCGCAGGGCCCAAGAUCCGCGAGCUCAUCCAUCCGAACCAUGUGUCGCGGCGCCUUCGCAUGGCCCGGACGGACGAAGCGACGAUUGCUGCCAUCUUCCAGGGCGUCGACGACCAAGCGGGUCUCGAAAGCAUCCUCGUGAGCGCGUUUCAGCGCGAAGACAGCGACCAUGACGGCGUCUUGCGCCUCGACGAGUUCCGCGCAGCGAUGGAACACACGACGUUGGACCUGAGUAGCGAGCAGGUUGUCUCCAUGAUGGCGGCUGCGGACGAGAACGGCGACGGGUGCAUCGACUAUGCCGAGUUUGUCCAAUUUGCCGUCGUGAAUUUGGUCCAGCUCAAGAAGGAGGCACGGCUCCUACAGAUCAGCGAAGAAGAGGAAGACGACGACGAGAUCGACGACGCCAAAAGCGACGCCAAGUAGUGUACGCAUAAGAACGAUGGACGCGACUUGCUAUUGUAGUGUCG
Molecule: messenger RNA, 1807 nt
Organism: Saprolegnia parasitica CBS 223.65
Lineage: Eukaryota; Oomycota; Saprolegniomycetes; Saprolegniales; Saprolegniaceae
Exons: 2
Coding region: 30-1763 (577 amino acids)
Molecular function (GO): calcium ion binding
Source: RefSeq, a predicted model, not a curated record